Messenger RNA from Suillus paluster, 483 nucleotides. RefSeq lists its product as uncharacterized. The record is from RefSeq and is a predicted model, not a curated record. Lineage: Eukaryota; Fungi; Basidiomycota; Agaricomycetes; Boletales; Suillaceae. Bases 1 to 483 code for a protein of 160 amino acids. The transcript has a single exon.
AUGCCAGUGAUUCUAGGAAUUGGGCUCCUCUAUAGGGAGUCUAAACGCGUCAUAGAGUAUGAGGAAGAUGAGGCUGACCCCAAUACACCUUUCUACCUACCUGGUUCUGCUUUUGAUCUAGAAGUCUUGGUUUCUCUUGAUCAAGUUGUUCGGCAGGUCUUGGCCACAGUUGUUGAGCACAUAGAGAAGCUGGCAAAAGGGGGACUUGGUGAGGUGCCAGGGGAGGAGGUUGUUUUGACAAAGGGGAAGGAGAAGGAGAAGGCAAAGGAGACACAGGAGGAGCAGCAGCAGCAGCAGGAGCAUGAGGAGCAGGAGGAGCAGGAGCAGCAGGAGCAGCAGGAGGAGGAGCAGCAGCAGCAGCAGAAAGGGAGGAAGAGAAGAAUGCCCCAAGCUUCGACCAGUGAGUCUAAGAAGCCUAGGAUUGAGCCUGAAGUCCGCAGAUCAGGCAGGACAAGGCAACCUUCUAAGAGAGCCCAGAACUGA